Molecule: messenger RNA, 246 nt
Organism: Protopolystoma xenopodis
Lineage: Eukaryota; Metazoa; Platyhelminthes; Monogenea; Polystomatidea; Polystomatidae
Source: the annotation of a GenBank genome assembly
AUGCAACCACCUGAUGUUGAUGCCGAUAUGGAAGCAAAGCCACCCAUCCUUAGCCAGCUUGUGCAAUUGCCUAGUGCCUUGCAAUCAGAUCUCAGCAAACAGGUGAAGGAUAUUCUUCAGACGAAGCACGCCGUCUACAAAUUGAUGCGUAAGUUGCUUUCAAGGUACAUCAGUCUACGGAAUAUAAUAAUGAAGACAUUUAAUGGCUUUAAAGAUAUGAAGAAAAACAGGAUUUUGAAGACUUAA